This is a messenger RNA of Paramuricea clavata, 13447 nucleotides long. Lineage: Eukaryota; Metazoa; Cnidaria; Anthozoa; Malacalcyonacea; Plexauridae. The record is from the annotation of a GenBank genome assembly.
ACAGGCAUUCCGCGAGGUAUUUGAGUACCUGAUAGAAGAUUUCAAGACAUAUCGUCCGUUGUUAUCUGCAAUCAAGAACGAAUAUGAAAUGAUGAUAAUUAAUCAGAGGGACAAAAUAAGAGAACUUGAACCUUUGAAGGUACUGACCAUGAAAAGCUUUCACCACUGCUCUGAAACCAAGGUGCGAUAAAUUAGGCCCGGUCAGGAGUUUCGGGUAUUUGUCAAAUGGCAACUGCACGGUUGCCGGUUGAAGCCCUGGGCAAACUAGGAAACAUUGUUGUGGAAACAUUUGUGAUUCUCGAUGUUUCCUCAAAUGUUUCCCUGUUUGCCCACCCGUGGAAACAUUGUUGCGGAAACAAAAUUUGCUUCCCGAGAAGCAAAAAUGUUUCCUAGCGAAUUCAGAAACAUUUGAUGUUUCCCUAUGUUUCUCCGGUCACUAGUUAAUGUUUCCUAGUAUUUGCCCACUAGCUCUGGGAAACAUGGCGAAACAUUGGCAGGAAACAAUGUUUCCACAACAAUGUUUCCACAACAAUGUUUCCUAGUUUGCCCAGGGCUUAUUACUUCUUUCCUGGGGUCGGUUGGUCAAAGCUGGACUAGUGUUAAUCCCCAGUUAACAUGUAACCUGCUAUUUUAAUUUAUGUGUUUCCGCACGUCUGUUUAUUUCAAACUUCAGAAAAGAAAACACUUGAUCCAGAAAAAAAUUGUUGAAGAAAUAUUUCAAAAUUUAUAGACAAGCUGCUAGGAAGUUUGCUUUGAAUUUAGUUUAUAACCUUAGGCAAUUUAGGUUAUAACCUUAGUCUUUAACGUGAACGCUUGCAAUAACCAAAGUCAAUGUUUCUUUGGUUUUCCUAAUGGACCAUUCCCCAAUUAACCAAAAUUUUGAUCUCAACAAGUCUAGACAAAAUUCCAUCAUAGCAUGAAAGAGCAUCACAAAAUUAGUAAUAUUCCAAAGUUUCGUUGCGAAAUGUUGUAAAAUGCGGAUAAUAUAGCCCUGCGAUUGCAAACGGGAAAUGGUACCACUUUUCCAAAAUUUCGAUCUUAACUAGCCUAAACAAAAAUUUCAUCACAGCUUGAAAGAGCAUCACAAAAUUAGUAAUAUUCCAAAGUUUCGUUGCAAAAUGUUGCGAAGUUUGUCAUUUUCAGUCAUUUUGUAUUACGCACAGAAGUGGUAACCAAUAACCAUUUCCCGUUUGUAAUCUAAAAUGACUGAAAAUUGCAAACUUCGCAAGGCUAUAUUAUCCGCAUUUUACAACAUUUUUCAACGAAACUUUGGAAUAUUACUAAUUUUGUGAUGCUCUUUCAAGCUGUGAUGACAUUUUUGUCUAGACUUGUUGAGUUCAAAAUUUUGGUUAAUUGGGGAAUGGUCCAUUAAUACUUUUAUAAUCUCACGAUCGUUUCAACUUGAAACAUGAUCCUUUUCUUCAGGCAAUGUUGGUGACAGUUUCUGAACAGUGUGAGAAAACAUUGCUAGCCAUGAAAGAAGAGGAGAAGGGAGGUAAGGGCAGGCCCGAAACUAUAGCGUUUUACGAGUGCCAAAGACGAUAGAAACCUACACGCAGGGACGCCGGAACGAUGUGAAGGCAAGGGGGGCAGAUUUUCGUGAAAGGGCACUUUUGAAUUGAUAUAUACUAAGAGAUGUUUGCAAAACAUCAGGAGUUGAACUUCGCCUAAUCAUGUUUUCUGUUUAUUGGGUGAUAGGGGUGUGAGGGGGUUCUCCGCCAGGCGAUUGCGCUAUUCUUGAAGCUCGAUGACUGCAUUUCUUGCGUUUUCUGAAGCAAAUUCGUAAAAGAAUUGCACUAACAUUUCUGACAAUUCGCUAUUUCGCCAAGGCAACCCUUUAAAUUGAAAGGGCACCUUUGCCCCCCUUGCCCUUCCUUGUAAAGGGCAACGGAGGCGGCUGCCCCUCCUGCCCCCCUCCCCAGUUCCGGCGUCCCUGCCUACACCGGAAUCUGAGGGCAUUGCAUAGGAAACUCUAAGUUUUGAAAGAUUUGUAAGCAAUGUUUGACGGAAAUGACUCAGUGUUAUAAACAAUGAGUCAUUUCCCUGAAAUAUUUAUUUCAAUCAAUUCGAAACUUUACCCAUGCAAAAUUCCUACUGAGUACUGUGAUCACAAAAACUUUGAUUGUGUAAAUGCCUUAAGAAUUACAAAAUAUUUUUGGUCUAACAUCAGAUGCGUAGUAAAUAAGUGUUUGUGGUGAUAUUUGGGACGCCAACCCACACGUUUGUUAUAAGGGUGUUGUGACCCAGAGCAGCCUCUCACUUUUUACUGACUUAUGCAGCCACUGCAGGCAUCUGUUUUCAUUCCGAGUUUUCUUUCUCUGAACUUGAAGUGUUUCUGUUUUAUAUUUUUUCACGAAAAUUCUUGCCGAGUCGUCGACUGACUCGGUUCACUCAUACGGGUCUGGAAGCGGGGGAAAUUUUUCUUGUUUUCAAAUUGUGAUGUUUUGUUCUCAGAGAGGUAUAAAAAUGAAUUAACUUUUCUUUAGAUUUGCAAGACAUGAAACGAGAAAAUCAAAGAUUACAAGGAGUUAUCAGCUCUUUCAGGUGAGUUUUGAAAGUAAUCUUAGUUUUCCUUGCGCACUAUAGUCUUUGAUUGUUUCCGUUUAAAUAUAUACACUGUGUUCUGGAAUAUUUCUAGAGAAAACCAACUCACGCUCAAUGCACAAGUGGUGAAGGUAAUUCAAUGUCAAAAUCCAACAUAAAAUCAUUGACUAAACUUUGAUCUAGGCAAGAAGAACAAAAUCCAUCACCACAGCUAGAAAGAGCAUGUUACAAUUAGUAAAAUUGCAAAGUUUGGUUGCGAAAUGUUGUAAAAUGCGGAAAAUAUAGCGCUGCGAAAUUUGAAAAUUUUGUAUUAAUUUGUAUUAUUAUACAUUGUGGUUGGUAAAAGCAAUUUGAUUGGCUAAGAGCUUACAGUUAAAUCGCGCAAUCACGCAACCUACACACUGAAAUAUCUGCUAGCAGAUAACUCAGUUAUCUGCUAGCAGAUAACUGAAUUUUGUGUAGGUUGCGUGAAAUUGAAUGAGUGUACAUUUCAAUUUUCAAAUGAAUGUACAUUUCAUAAUUGUAAUGUUUACUUUAACAAGUAAAUAUUCAGUUAAUACGUUAACAUCUUAACGAUAAUAUGUUUCUUUUAUAUUUGUAAUUAAUUUAACUGUAGGACUUCCGGAGACUUGUUUAUAGAAACGUUUUACUUGAACAGCUUUGCCAGAAAUCAUAUUGAAUAUAACGCUUACCGAGACCUUGACAAUUUUGCAUAUCGCAAAAACCGAAUUCAAUAAUUGUUAAUUACGCGCGGGAAAAUGCACCACAUUUGGCCCGAAAUUGGUGCAUUUUCCCAUGCAUAAUACAAAUUAAUACAAAAUUUGCAAAUUUCGUAGGGCUAUAUUUUCCACAUUUUUACAACAUUUCGCAACCAAACUUUGCAAUUUUCACUAAUUUUAGAUGGUCUUUCUAGCUGUGGCCAAAUAAAAAAAUAGCUGGUUUCAGGUUUCACAGCCAUGUUUUAUAUGGGUAGGUCGGAAAGACAUUUUAUUUUAAAAAUAUUUUAUAUCAAGUAUGCAAUAACAGGAUAACCCGUGAGCUACAUGUUUUUCGCGAGAAAUAAACGCAUCAAGGUGUUUUCGCCUUUUUUCAGCAGUAGCUGCCAUUUCAGAUACGUUUUUAAUAUUUUAUUCAACUGUUCUUUGUGUAAAACUAGGAUUAACAUGACUGUAUGAUUAAAUUAUAAGCAAACAAAAUAAUUUGUAGAUCAACAAGUCUAAUGACUAUUUAUAUAUUCGGCUAUUUACGAUCUCUACUGGGAAAAGUCAAUAAAAUGUUUAUGGUCGGUCAUAUUUUUGACAGGUCGGUCGGAAACCUGAAACCAACUAUUAUUUUUAUUUGGCCUGUGCAGGUAAUGGAUUUUGUUCUUCUUGCCUAGAUCAAAAUUUAGUCUGUAUAGUUGGAAUCAUCCAUUUACAAAUUUGCCGAAGUUUCGAACUUCCAAAAAGUAUCAAACUCAGAUAUCGUUGUUGUCAAAUUUAGCUUCAACAAGAGUUAGCAGCAGAAUACUUGAAGUACAGAAAUGAAUGUGAUGCAAGGAAAAUGUUGAUUGCAGACAUGAACGAUCUGCGAGCCCAACAAGAAGACGCGAGCAAGAACUCCAUGUUGGAAACAGAGAGUGUGGAUGGAAAGAAGGAGGAUGCAACAUUUCUGAGACUUGCUUUGAAGUUAGUAUAAAUAUAAUCGUUUACUUUAUGAAAAGCAAGGGCGGAUUUUCAUAUUUUUUAAAGGAGCUAGAGGUGGAAAAAUUUCUAGUGGGGUGUAAGUGGUACCACUGAGCGAGCUUCGGCAGGGGUUAGGGUUAAAGACCUUCACACAAAAUAGGAGGGGUGAAGCAAAAUUUUGGUGGGGUUGAACACUUUAUAAGAGAGUUAGAGAGAUUCUAGGGGGUUUAUCCCCUCCUAACCCCCAGUAAAUACGCCCAUGGUGAAAAGUCCCGGGAAAAGUAUAAAACGUUGUGGAAACCUUGUUUCCCAGCCAUGUUUCCCAAAGGUCAGACAAAUCAAGAGACAUUACAAUGCUUCCUAGCCAUGUUUCCAAAAUGUUGGCAACUACAACAAAUAGCAGGCUGGCAUCAGACAUGUGAAAAGCAGUGGCGGACACUUAUUGCGUGGAGGUGGGUUGCUCCCAUAUGACCAACAUUCAAUAAAUGUUAUAUCAACUUUGAAACAAACCGGGUACGAAUUAGAAUAGACAAUUUCCAUUAUAGACUAAUUUUAAAACAUAAAUCACCACAGCUAGAAAGAACUUACUAAAAUGAGUAAAAUUGCAAAGUUUGCUUGCAAAAUGUUGUAAAAUGCGGCAAAUAUAGCCUUGCAAAGUUUGCAAAUUUUGUAUACUUUUGUAUUGCGUGCGGAAAUUGCUACCAUUUUCGGCCCAAAUACAAAAGUAUACAAAAUUUGCGAACGUAUUUUCCGCAUUUUACAACAUUUUACUCAUUUUAGUAUGCUCUUUCCGGGAAUAUACUUUUUUGCCAAGAUCAAAAAUUAGUCUAUAAUAGGAUUGGUCUAUUGUUCCAAGCUCUUUGCAAACGUCAGAUAAAAAGGUUAGGGUCGGUGAUUUCAGGGGCCAAAAGUACAGGUAGGAUCGGAAAACCGGGAAACCAGGUGUCUUCUUUUGCCUUGCUGAUAUUCAAAAUUUCAUUUGUAUCAGAAAAGCGCGAGAAGAUAUAGAAAUCAAGAACCAGAAGCUUGCUCAAAUGGAGGCAGACUACGGUGAUGUCGUACCAAGACGAGAUUAUGAAAGAUUAAACGAACGUUUCCAAAUGUUAGAAAAAGAUUUAGAGAAAGUGAGAAAAGAUCAAGAAAUGCUCAUGAAGGAACACAGGUACAGAUUCGCAAAACCACUGUAGUAAUUUUCUGAAACUGUUUGCCUUAUAAUGGUCACUAUGUUCAACGAUAAAGGGCCAUACCAUUUAACAUUCACCCCCCCCCCCCCACCCCAUGGUUGAAUUUUUCUGGAGGGUGAUCCCGAAAUCGUUUCUGAGGGGUUAAGACUGUUAUCAUCCUUGGAUUUUGUUUUUUUUUGUUGGCGCUUUGAACUGUUUUUUUUGGGGGUUAAAAUUUUAAUGACCACAUUCAUAGGAGGGGGUGGGGGCGGGGCGGGGUGGGGCGUGGAUGUUAAAUGGAUGGCUCAACUCAAUGAUGUUCAAGACUCUCUCCUUGACGAGUAAAAUCGUCUGGAGUUCAACGGAGUGAAAUAAUAAACUGGGGUAGCCACAUUGGAACGCAUGCCACUUAAUGGGUUAAAACGUGGGGGUUGUCAGUGCAGUAAUUAAUUUACACAUCGUCAUUUUUAGCACCCUCUUGGAUGUUCAACGCAAAACAGAAGAUGAACGCAAAGAAUAUGCGAAGGAAUGUGAAAACAUGCGACGUUGUGCAACACCAAGGUACACAACACGCAAAAACGCACAGGUUGCAAAAACCUGCAGCAGACUUAUACCAAUGCUGUUCCAACAACUUGUCAACAGGAUGUGUUCGCACUGCUUGUCCCAGUUUGUUGCCAAGUUGUCAACGCCUUGUUGACAACUUGCUACAAGGUUGUUGAGCUCAACAGACUCGUUCCAACUUGUUCCAAGAACUUGUCACCGUUCUGCAAUUCAACAACUUGUUGACUUGUUGUGAGUGACAACCUUGUAGUAACUUGAUAAAAUAACAGCAUUGUUACAACUUGUUGACAAGUUACUCUGAUGGGGUGUUUUCCCUGGGGUCUUGAACAACAAUAAAACAUACAUACAGCAUCUCCUUCUUUACAACUCCAUCGAAAGUUCUGGCCAUGUUCAAUCUUUGUUACUUGUCAGGUUAGGUACCCUAUAUAUCAUUUCCCAGGAACUGGACAAGUUUUUAAGGUCCAUUUCCACUCAGGAAAAUUUUCCACAGAAAGAAAAUUUUGUAAAAUGUGAUUGGCCGACACAAAUUUUCCGUCGGAAAAAAAUUUGAAGUUGAAAAUUUUCAACUUUAAACAAUGAUAUUUUGGAAAAUUUUCUGUCUGGGGAAAUUUUUCUUGAGAAGAAAUGGGCCUUUCCCCUUCCUAAUCGCAAGCCUGUUACUAAGAUCCACGACUACAGUCUUAGUCAUCUUAAGGAUGGGGAGUUGUGUUCACCAGGAUGUCAAUGACCUCUCAUUGUUUUACAGGCCUAGAUGGGCAAAAUGUGGUCAGUAUAUCGAAGGUGGCGAGGAACGAUGGAAGGAAUUAUCAAGUGAUAAAACCAGUGAUGACAUGGUUGAUAUAUUACUGGCAGAAAUCACCGGCACAGAUAUUGCUGUCAUACAAGCUGGCUCGAACACCGCCGAGGAGUUCUUGGAAGGACAAGUAAGUUAGAGUUUUUUUUGCAUAGAAAUAAUAGAUAUCUAUUAUUUCUGUGGCUUUUUAUCAAGCUCUGAGCUUCAAGCGAAAUCUGUUACAUCAAAGAGUUACAUACAUAAUUUUAUGAAUAAGUAUACCCCCGAGAACAUUUUUCAGGUGACACCCUUUAGAUAGACACAACCAUACUUGGCCACUAAAAGCAAUCCAUUGCAAGAGUAAUUUCUUAACUAAAUCAGGUUCUCUUCACAAAAAAUACAAAAAAGUCGACCAUGCACUGAUUAUAGAAAACGGUGCAUUUCAUUGAUUUUAUCGCACACAAUUCUUUGGAAAACACUCGAAUAUUUUUAUUUAUAUUAAUUUAAUGAGUCAAGAAUUUCUCACAACAAAUGUUAUCGCUGCACAUUUUUACUGUUUAUCACUGUCACACACAUUCACUUUAUCACUGCAUUGGUGGUUAUCAACUGCACACUAAAAUUAGGUAUGAAGACUAGUUACGCCGUGCACUGUCUUGGGGCAAGGCUUGUUUGUUGCUAUAGUUCAUGUGAUAUUUCAAAUAAAAUGCGAGGACUUGAAAUGUAGUCCAGUCCGAAUUGGAGGAUUUGAAAUGACAUCUCAUACGAAUAUAUCACUACUUAAAGGCACAGUUCAGCCUGUUGAACGAUGGUUUUUAAGGCGCAAUUCAGCUCUUUUAAUUGAAAAAACUAACUAGGAAAAUCAAUUAAGCAUAAUUCAAGAUCACCAAACUCAAUGUUUUUAACAUUUAAAAACAUUUUUAUUGGUAAAAACAUCGAGUUUACUGAUUUUGAAUUAUGCUUAAUUGAUUUUCCUAGUUAGUUUUUUCAAUUAAAAGGGCUGAAAUGCGCCUUAAAAACCAUCGUUCAAAAGGCUGAACUGUGCCUUUAAAGUGAGGUGAAUUAAUUUUGAUCCAGUCCAAGGACUGAAUUAAUUUUGAUGAUCAAUAUACUUCACAGGUAUCCAGUAUUAUCAUGUGAGCAAAAUAAAGCAAUAUGGUUGGCUAAUUUACGCAUGAAUUAUCAAUGAGUUUGAGAUUAUAUUUUCCUUACACAGGGCACAGGGACCAAUAUUCCCAAGUAUCUGCGCUAUGAAGGGAAAGUUCGAAACAGAAGAAUUAGUAAACGAGAUGCGUUAUUGUUAGUAAAAGAUGUUUGGCAAGAAAGACUAUCUUCUGAAAUCGAGGUAAUACGACAAAUUUUUACAAACUUUUUCUGUUACAAAACCGAAUUUGAAAUUAAAGUUGGAUUUGAAAUUGGAAAUAAAGUUUUUUCAGUUUAGUUUCAAUCUCGUAUCCAUAGGAAUGCCCGUUCGCAGGUCAGGUCAUGUCCAGCAUCUAACCUGCGAACGGGCAUACACUGGGUACGAGAUUGGUUUAGUUAAGGUUCCCUUCUGUGGUCGACAUUGGAUCAAUAGCGAUGGCUCAAUGCUGGAUCUCUAGGGAGAACAGUUUAGAACUGAUAGAGCUAUCCAGUAUAAAUAAAGUUAGUUUUAUAGUUUAGGUUUCUUCCUGUAGUAACACUGGAUCAAUAACGAUGGCCCUAUGCUGGAUCUGUAGGGAGAACAGUUUAGAACUGAUAGAGCUAUCCAGUAUAAAUAAAGUUAGUUUAGGUUUCCUCCUGUAGUAACAUUAGAUCAAUAACGAUGGCCCACAAAGCUAUUCAGUAUAUAUUAAGUUAAUAGUUCCCUUUUGAUUCAUAUUUCAAUUUCUAUUCACAUUAACUUUUUCCCGACUCGUUUCUCACAGACGACAGACCCAGAAUACGAACCGCUCUCGAGUUUCCUACACUCGUAUCUGGAACGUCGUUUUGGCGCGGAGAGCAUGACCUUUGAAUGGGCGUACAACUUACAGGAUGCUUGUGUGCGAUAUCAACAUGAUCCUAGGAUUGGCUUGUUUCAUGGAAUACUUUCUGGUGAGGUAGGGAGAUUCUUGGAAAAUUUCGACGCAGUAAAAUGUCCUUUAACUAUUGGGCUCUGGCAAGUGACGUCACACGUAUUUGUUGACUUCCGCCAUUUUAGGGGCAAAUUAAAAAUAGUUCAUUAAAAGCAAACAUGGCGUCAAAGUAAGACUUGCCAAAUUAAGACUGCGGCUGUUGCUUUUGUUUGACCACUUUGAAAAGUUAUAAAUUAUAAAGGUCCACAGCUGUAUCCAAAAUGGUGGAUUGUCAUAUCAUCAAAAAUAAUCCGCCCUCUUCUAUGCCCAUUGACUCACAUUUUAAUUUUAUAUACCUCGCAAUAUAGUCAUUGGAACAGAGGUAGCCUGCGCAGGGCAUGGGGCAAAACUUACCCAGGGCCCAGGGGAACCUAUGGCGUCAUAAUUGUAAAACAGGAGAAGCCGUGUUUUACAAUACAUUGCACUUUAUUGCAUAUUCUCCGGCACUGGCGCAACUAAGGUUUAUAUUUUCGGUUAAGCAAUCCUGUAUCAAAGAACGCUGUCGCUUUGGGGUCCUCUUUUGAGUUGGGGGCCAGGGGCAAAAUGACCCUCCCCCCGCCCAUCUCGGCGGCACUGGCCUAGCAUUUUCAGUACGCAUUAGCAAUUUAGGGCUACAUGAUUUCAAAUAAUUUUUCCACUCUUUUUUUAGGUCGAUGAAGCAUUGUAUCAUGACCAACGAGCUAUGUUUAAAAAACUUUCUGAUGCUUUAAUGGCCGCUGAUCCUGGAGAUAGCGACGAUGUUAGUGUAACAGUUUAUUACAUUGUGUUAUUUUUUUCUCAAUAAUCUUCCCCCGAGGAGGAAGUGACAGAGUAAAAUAAAGAUGGGUUAAUUAUAUAUAGAGCAAGAUACAUGGGCUGAUGGUCUCGUUAACUCAUUAAUGCCCAAGACUUCUCAGUACUUAACUGUUGAACUUUAUUUUAUUUUAUUUUCCUUCCCUACGCUUUACGCAACUGUAUUUUACCUUUCUAUAAUGUCCUUGACAUUACUUCACUUUUUCUGUUAAGCAUUGUAUUUUAUUUUGAUUCUCUUAGUGGAGUGUUCCCAAACACGUGUUCGAGUCGUGCGUUCGUAAAUGUUUUCCUGUGUUCGGCGAGCAAGCCAUUGCGGAUUUAAUGAAGUUAGCAGAGAGCGAAACGUCAGGAGAAAAUGUUCUUUACAAAAAUAUCUUGAAAGAAGAUGAUGAAGGAGGGAUGACGCUGUUUGUGGAUAAAAUAUUCGACUUUGAUAGAAUGGGAAGAAUUGCUUAUGUCAGAGAAAUUGAAAAUAAUUUGGAUGGAAAAAGGUAUGGUAUAAGGUUAACAACACUAUAAUAUAUUUUGUUUGUGGAAACACCCCGUAAAUUUAUUACUGCAAAGUUUAACAUGCAGGUAACAAUGUUGAAAAAUAUUGUUAUCUAGCUUCACAAUAGCUUUUUAAGGUUAACACUAUAGAAGAAAAUAGUGAAAUCCAUACAUCACUAAAUUCAUAGUAUAUCCAUAUUAUUUCCAUACUAUAUCUACAGUGUGGAAAUUGCAAUUAGUAUGAAAAUUGGAUUUCCAAACUAUUUCUAACGAAGAUCCGGCAUGAUUUUGAAAAACUUUCCAGUGUUACGCCUGCAUUCUAAAAGCUCACUCACAUUCAAAGAGAGGAGGUUCAAUCUGAGCUUUCCCUUGAGUGUCAAUGCAGUUUUUGAAUAGCUGGAGGGUGAGUAGUCACAUAGUAAGGUACGACACUAACACUCCAGCUAUUCAAAAACAGCAUUGACACUCAAGGGAAGCUGGGAUUGAACCUCCACUCUUUGAGCGUGAGCUUUUAGAAUACGGGCGUUAAUGUUUAUAAUCUGAAUGCGGAAGGAUUUUGUUGAUGGGAAUAUGAGAUUUUUAUUGAAUUUUUUUUACCAAUUUCUCUAAACGUUUAGCGACGUUAGCGAGGGUGAAUUGAGACAAGCAUUUAUGAAUGUGGAUCCUGACCUGCCCGUGUCAAUAUUAGACCAAUACGUAAGUCGAGCGUUUGCCGAGAACGUCACGAACGCCGACGACACAAUAGACCGAGCGACAGUGAUUCGAAGACUUCAAACUGGUAGCAUACGGCGGUACGUGAAUAAGGUCAAGGAAUGAUAUCGCUUUUAUAGCCUUCUUUAUAGUACAUCAAUAUGUGUAUAUAUUGUACAAAAUACUGCAGUUUUAACAUUAAAUUGAGCUAAAUCUUGAGAUCCAAUAUGCGUGGGUCCUCUAUUUAGGCCGCGAAGACGUGACCGGAUAAUCGUACACUUGAAGGAUUUUCCCACGCACAUUAGCAUUCUGACAUAUUGUUUUUGAUGUUACUCCGAGUGUAUAUCCACACAGGGCAGGCUGAAUAGUUAGCCUGGCCACGGUGGGAAUCGAACACGCGACCUUCACAGGGUUCGUAGUCUCCAAGACCAAAAAAAUUCAAAGACUUUCAAAGAUUUUUUCUGACUAUUUCCAAAGACUUUUCAAAGACUUUUGAGAGCAAUCAGCUGUCGAAAAAUUGCGAGUGUAAGCACCAUUUUUACCCAGUAAUUUGUCCCGUCAAAUCACAUUCUAAAAUGCGCAUUUUUGAAUUUUGGCGAUAUUUGCGAAAAUCUUGAUUCAAUCAAUCUAUUUUAUUAGCUAGGAAAUCGUAUAAUCAAUUCCCCACUAAAGAAUUUAAAGACUUUUAAAGACUUUCUUCGCUUUUUGACACAAUUUAAAGACUUUUCAAAGACCUCAAAGACCUGCAUUCCAAUUUAAAGACUUUCAAGGAUUUCAAAGACCGCUACGAACCCUGCUUCAGCCUGUAACAUCAAAAACAUUAUAUUCACCUGAGUAUACAGAACAUCAAAACACACACAAAAAAUAUUCUGACAUAUAUGUUGAAGGAUUUUAUGGAAAUUUCGAGUUUAAAUUUUAUACAUUUAUUUAGAAAUAUAUAGCUAUGUAGAAACAGCUGAGAAAGUUUUCGCAGCUGUUUUUCGUCAGGUCCAAACAAAUGUGUGAAGGGCCAUUUCCACUCAAGAAAAAUUUCCACGCAUAGAAAAUUUUCCGAAAAUAUCAUUGUUAAAAGUUGAAAAUUUUCAACUUCAAAAUUUUUUUCCGACGAAAAAUUUGUGUCGGCCAAUCGCAUUUUACAAAAUUUUUUAUACUCGGAAUUGCCAUCUAUAAAACCUUUCAACAUUUGUCAUUAGUUCAAUCAUAAUAGCCUAUCGAAGGGAAGAUGGCUGUGAAACUCAUUAGAAUAACAAUAUAACUCAUUAUCUACGUUAGCCAACGUUUAUUCAUAAUUACAUAAUACGGUCCUUCACCGUCACGUGUGUAUUGUAUUUUUGCCAAAUCCACCAAUAGCAAUGUCCCCUAUUGUUCGAGUCACGGAUGGGUAACUUUCCAAAAACAUUGCUAUUGGUUAGUUGGGCAAAAAUACAAUACGCACGUGACGGUGAAGGACCAGGAGCUCGCCAAAAUAAUUUUUCCGGAAAAAAUGUUUUGGUACUAGUCGGGCAAUUUUCUUUCCGCCCCCCUAAUUUUUUCCUUCCGGUACGCCCAUGGCAGGGCAUCACUGGUUUUGGCAGGGCAAUUCUGCCAGACACCCCCCUAAUUAAAAGGGGCUAGUUUCGCCCCUGACUGAGUGUGCAUGCAUCAACACCGGGCAGGCUGAAAAAAGUUUGCCUGACCACAGUGGGAAUCGAACUCGCGACCUUUGGGAUACUAGUCCAAUGCUCUACCAACUGAGCUACGAGGUCAAGUCGGUUCGAGUUGGUGAUGUUUCGGAACUGGGUAAGAUAUGAUACAUUUUGUGUGUGUUACUUAUAUGAAAGCAUCAAUGAUAUCAAUGUAUUCUAAGAUAUCGAUAUCCAAGGAACACGACUCAGUUCCGAAAUAUGUACAUUGACAUCGAAGGAAGUUCAAGGAACUAGACUCAGUUCCGAAAUCACCAACUUGACCUCGUAGCUCAGUUGGUAGAGCAUUGGACUAGUAUCCCAAAGGUUGCGGGUUCGAUUCCCACUGUGGUCAAGCACACUUUUCAGCCUGCCCAGUGUGGAUGCAUACUCAGAGUAACACCACAAACAUCAUAUUCACCUGAGUACAUAACACCAACACACACAAAAAGUAUCAUUUUUGCCACUCUGCAACACAUUUUUUACUAUUCCACAUGACUGUAACAAACUGUGUCUUAUGUAUGGUAUUAUAAUACAUAUCUCUUUACCUUUUAACUUUACCCUGACAGAGAGACCUUCACUUACUUAUAUGUUAUCAUUUUUACAGGACAUUAGUUAAUCCAUACUAUUAUUAUCAAUGUACAAGACAUUUCCCUUAAUCCCUUCACAGGUAAAAUGAGGAGGGCAUAUUAGUACCACUGCUUAAUUGGGUUAGUUUCUUGAAAUUAAGACUACAAAUUUAUUUCUAUUUACAAUAUUUUUUUACAAUGUAGGCUAAUCGACCUAAAAUAUAGUUUAUCAUGAUAUUUAUACAAAUCUGAAAUGGCAAUAGUCAAUGGGUGAUAUGCCAGCUUGUGAGCUAAUUUGAUACAAAUUGUUAUUGACUACUUUAUGAUGGAUGUUCUGGGCAUGAUCUGUUCUUUUUAAACCAUAUGUCAAUGCACCUUGAAGAAUUAAUGAGAGACAAAUGUAAAAAUAUGUAGGUGUUUGACGAAAGAGUGCACAAAAGACUUGGUGAACG